Daphnia magna is the source of this 2894-nucleotide messenger RNA. It is a transcript of the gene Ptpmeg, whose product is annotated as tyrosine-protein phosphatase non-receptor type 4. Gene Ontology annotation, molecular function: protein tyrosine phosphatase activity; protein binding. Gene Ontology annotation, cellular component: cytoskeleton. NCBI's taxonomy places the organism in Eukaryota, Metazoa, Arthropoda, Branchiopoda, Diplostraca, Daphniidae. The record is from RefSeq and is a predicted model, not a curated record. Gene Ontology annotation, biological process: protein dephosphorylation. The transcript has 10 exons. Bases 28 to 2553 code for a protein of 841 amino acids.
UGCAGUAGGGUCGAAGUCAGCAACAAAAUGAAUCAGCAUCGGAACCAAAAACGCACAAGGAAAUCUCAAAAAAAUCUGCAUUGCGUCGUACAUUUCCUUGAUCAAACAGCUCUACUUUUUCGGUGCAAUGGAAAGGACAAUGGAAAGUCUUUAAUGGAUCAGGUGAUCCAGCGUUUCAGCCUUCGUGAACCCCAAUAUUUUGGACUCUCCUUUCCUGGUGUUCAUUUAGGCUAUUGUUGGUUAGAAUUUGAGAAAUCUCUAUCUCAUCAAUUUAAAUGCUCUGCUGGGCAAGUUCAUCUCAACUUUGAAGUCAAAUACUAUGUUGAAAAUCCCAGUCAGUUACUUGAUGAGCAGACGCGAUGGCUCUUUUUCCUGCAGACUUGGAAGAGAGUAGUUAAUGGUUCCUUGCCUACCAGCCCUCAAACUUGCUGCCUUUUAACAAGUUACUAUCUUCAAGCUACCUAUGGCCCAAUCAGCUCAGAAGCUGAUGAUUUGUCUAACAUUUCUAAUCUAGGGAGUGUUCCUACUGUUGUAAAAGAAAACACCUCAGUUAUCCUGGAGCUACGAGGACUGUUGAAAGAACAGUCUAUUGAAAAAGCCCAGACCAACUUUUUGGAUCACGUAAGAAGAGUCGAACUAUACGGGGUUGAUCUGCAUCCUGUCAAAGAUGCUAAAGGAAAAUCAAUCCUGUUGGGUAUAUCGGGACGUAACUUGUCGAUAUAUCGAUCUAGCAAUAAUGUACGAAUCAAUUCGUUUGCAUGGUGCAAAAUUUUGCGGUUGUUCUACAAGAAGAAACGUUUCUUCAUUCAGCUACAGCACGAAAAGUUUGAAGAGUACGACACAGUUGUGGGUUUCUUGUUACCCACCAAACGGGCAGCUAAACGCCUAUGGAAAAACUGCAUCGAGCAGCACUCUUUUUUCCGUUUGGGUUGUCGACAAGUGGACCCAAAACAAAUCACGAAAGGCGUCUGGCCGGUCUUUCGCAAACUGUUUACCGUACAGUCGUGCUACAAUGUGAGAGAGCCUUCAACCAGGGUGGCGGUUGAUCGUCGUUCUAUUACUUACCGUCGAUAUGACCAUCUUCAUAAAGUCCAAUCAACUACUGAGGGCACACCUCCACGUCCAGCUUGGUCCAGUAGUUUACCAGGAAGUUUAGAUGACGAUGAUUGCAAAAGUGGCGUCAAAGAAGCAAUUCCUUCCUUGGAAAAUGACAGUUCAUCAGCUUCGCCCAUUUCUGCUGCAGCUUUCAUUCCAAAUGGCAUGCAAAGUUUCGAAUAUGCCGAUGAAGAUUCGCAACCUGACAUUCGUCUACCACUCUAUCUAUCUGAUGCUUCCCCAUCAGUCUCUUGUUCACGUCAUUCGACUGAUCAGUUUGAUGUCCGAUUGAAAGCAGAUGCUUCUGGCGUUUUUGGUUUCAACUUGCGUUUUGAAAAAGAGCGAGCAAGUGCCCGUCUAUCUCGCCUCUUGCCCAACAGCUCGGCAGACAUGAGCUAUCCACCCAUGCAUGUUGGUGAUGAGUUGGUGGCCGUCGAAGGCCACCCUGUUGAAUGCCUGACCCAAACAGAACUGAUGGAGCUAUUUAGAGCGGCAAGACAGUCUUCACUGACGUUAUCCCUUCGACGUACUGGCUAUUGCUGGACAGAACAAGAGGAAGAUCCUCCCGUUCAAUAUGUUUUGGAGCCACCAGAAAUGUCACCCAAAGAAAGCGUGGCAGCCAUAGUUGAUGGCCUUCGCACUGGGCGUAUCCUGUCACAUUUUGAUCUGUUACCCCGCUCCAGGCCAGAACUGUCGUCCAGUAUAGCUCGUCGUGACGAGAAUAUUCAGAAGAAUCGAUAUGGUGACAUUUUCCCAUAUGAUUGUAACCGAGUUGUGCUCUCCUCUUGUGAUAAUCAAGACGAAAAUUACAUCAACGCCAGUUACAUUAAUAUUCCGAUGCCGGGUGGUAAUAAAACCCUCCGUUACGUAGCCACGCAAGGACCUCUUCCGCAUACUGUUGAAGAUUUUUGGUCUCUUGUGUGGCAAGAGGAAGGCAUCCGUACUAUAGCCAUGGUGACACAGGAAUCGGAGCGUGGUCGCAUUAAAUGUCAUCGUUAUUGGCCAGAAAUGGACGAAAUUGUCCGAGCAGGUCAACUUGUGAUUGUUUGCCAAGCCAAGUUAGACCAUUUAGGCCCGUUCGUUCAUCGAGAAUUCCUCUUAACAGACGAACGAACCGGAGAAAUGCGAGUCAUCUCGCAUGUGCAAUAUCUAGAGUGGCCGGAUCACGGAGCUCCGGUUCUGGCCUGUCAAUUUCUCGAUUACGUCCGUCACGUCCAAACAUACAGCGGUAAUGAUUGCGAAGAAGGAGCGGUCGUUUUGGUUCACUGUUCAGCCGGGAUCGGUCGUACAGGAGCUUUUAUCCUCUUGGAUUCCGCCAUGCGAUUAAUCCAAGCCGAUUGCGCUGUCAAUCCAAUCCAUUUGGUGAAAAUGAUGCGCGAUCAGAGACCGAUGAUGCUGCAAACAUCAAUUCAGUUCCAGUAUGUUUGUGAAUGCAUCAUCGAGAGCUCCCAGGUUUAAAAGCACGUCUACCGAAAAUAACGUAGUCGUAAUAUAUCCCGGAACUUCUGGGUUUUAAAUGCAAAGAUAUGCAGAGACACUAGUCAAACAGUGCGAAAUCAACUUUCAGAGUUGAUGAAUUGCCUGAAUCUCAGCACGCACGAGGCAACUCAGUCCAAAGAUAUUCUCAUUUUUAUUCAUUUUAAUUUCACUCACUAUUCACCUCUACCAAAAAGAAAUUAACUCGUUUGCUUCCUUCGCAUUGCCAUUGGAUUAUUGACACAUCACAUUUUAUAUCUGUGCGAGUUCAUUCACCGUUUUGUGUUCUUGAACAAAAUAAAACUUUUUCUUUAUUCGUUUUA